AUGGGAAAAGCUUCCAAGGUAUUAGAGGCGCCCUCUGAAAUGGAUGAGGCCGUGCAAACUUCAGAAACCAAUCAUUGGCACUUGGCACACUCUGGGAAGGAAUCCAUCUCUGUCACUCUGCACAAUGCCAGCAACCUACCGGCCACCCAGAAGGGCAAGGUGCCAUGGCCCUAUGUCACUGUUAAAAGCAGCUCAGAUGUUGAAAAGAAAAGGGAAGCCCAGGGGGUGACUCAUGUGUCCUCUGAGCCUACGCACUCUCCAACCUGGGAAGAGAAGGUGACUGUGGAAAUUGAUGCAGAAGAUGCAGGCCAUGAAGCUGUGAUCCUGACUGUUGCCGACAAAAUCACCAAGGAGAUGCUAGUGAACUACAAGAUUCCUGUGAGGUACCUCCGAUCGUUCCACCACUACCACUUGAGACUGGUGCUGCCGAGGAAGAAGGACCCCUUGGGGACAAGUCUGUAUGCUACAGUUGUUCGUAAAGGCAGCCUCAUCCCGCGUUAUGUUGGAAUGAAUUACACUGGCUUGGAGGUUUUCCUCCAGGGAAUGAAGAAUCCUCUAGCCGAUUCCCAAGGUCCUAUCAUAGCCAUUGCCAGAGUGGUGAACAACUUUAAUGCAUACAGAAAAGCCAUGAAGAUGCGGCCCUCUGCCUCUCCUGCGGUUGAUUUAACCACCGUCAUGUUUCCAGACCCCUCCAUGGUGGCGUUCGAUGUUCCCCGAGUCUCCAACCAAGGAUAUCCCCAGGUCACCCAACCUGGUGGACCCCCAGAGAAACCAACCUGGAACUCCUCCUUCCUCUUCCAAGGCAGGGAUGGGGCCACCCUCUUCUCAGACGAUUGCAGCCUGGUGAUCGAAUACUAUCCGUACAAAACAAUGUCAGAAACAGGAGCUGAGAACAAGUCAAAGCCUUUGGGUUACUCCAUAUUGCCCCUAACCAACCGUGUGUAUCGGAGUCUUGUGGCAGAGAGCAACCGGAAUGGGGUUCGUGUGGAUGAUGUUCCAAUCCAGGGCACUAAUCUGAGAAGCACAUCUGGUGCUGUUCCAACCGUUCAACUCUGCAUGCAGCUGAUUGGCUCAGAGAGACCGGAUAUGUUUCUCACCCCGUCCAUCACUGACACUCUUCCUAUCCUGGAUCCCAAACUCCUGGGGAAGAUUGGGGCAAUCAGAGAGCCCUGGGCACAAUCUUCCUCUCUUGUACCAUAUGCUUCCGUCAAAGGGGACAAAUUAAAGUUAGCACUUCAGCCCCCGGAUGAGGUGGCUCCCAUUGAGCUCGAACGCAAAAAGUCUCAUGUCAAUCUGUUGUUGCUUAACCAAGAUAAUGACAUCUCCCUCCCGUCCCCUGAGGCUGUAGCUGAGAUUCUGCCAGAUAAGCAAAUGCUCCUAUAUGAACAGGCAGCCGCCCCAGCAGACAGUGAUAUGGAUGAUGUGGACAUGCUCAGAAGAACCCAGGAUGUGACCAGGUUCCAUCUGGAUCAGGAGCUAGAUAAUUACCGUACGGCCAUGAAGAAGAUGGCGGACGAUAUCCUGUCUCUGCGCAGGCAUGUUGCCAGCCUGGAGGCAGAGAACAGCACCCUGCGCCGCAACCUGAGCAUGCACGAGGAAGUGGGCCGCACACUGCUGAACGACGUGGACGUGGAUGUCAUGACCAAGGUGGAGAUAGUCGACAGGAUAGUGGCCCUCAAGCACAAACUGGCUGCUGGGACAGUGGAAAUGAGCAGGAUGAAGGACCGGGUGCAACAGCUUCAGAAUGAGCUGAUCCGGAAGAAUGACCGGGAGAAGGACCUGGUGAUGCUGCAACGAGCCCAUCAGCAACAGCAGACAGUGCUGAGGAAGUACCAGGAGAAAAUCACCAAGAUGAAAGCCCUGGAGGAUACUGUACGGCAGCAAGAGAGGGUGAUUGAGAAGAUGGAGCGCAUGCUGGAGGAGAAGGUGCCAGAGACUGCUAGGACCUCUGAUAGCGUUUCCAAGGAGUUCUACUCCACCCUGCUAACUGAGAACAUGCGACUGCGGGAGGAGCUGAGCAGAGCCCACUACCGCUCCUCCCCCAUCAUCCUGCAGCAGCAAGCCUUGCCGGACAUGUUCUCCACCAACUCAGAGAAGCUGUCUUUGCUGGCCAAGGUGGAGAAGGCGCAAGGUCGCAUUCGUGUCCUGGAAAGCCAGCUGGAGGAGUCUGCGAGGAAAUGGGGGCGGGAGAAGCAGGACCUCAGCACCCGGCUCCUGGAGCAAGAGCACGGCUUUGGGCGGUCAUCCAGCACCAUCCUGCAUGAUUUCUCAUUGAAAACUUCACCAGAUUCCACAACGCAUAUCAAGAGGCACCAAAUGCUUGAUCCUCUGCCCUAGCACCUUCUGCAAGAUGGACUUAUUGACAGUGCUGGGGAAAGACAGUGAAUGUUCUCUAUGGUCUCCCCUUCUCCCUCCGAAACAGAGCUCUCCUAGGGGGUCUACUGGAGAUCUUUAUUAAAUACUUGCUGCUCAACCCCCAAGUGCUGUUACUGCAGACUGGAUGGCCAUGAGAAAUACCUAUGCCAGUCAGAGCUCAGGGAUAUGCUUGGCCAAGUGAUAGGAUCCAGUCUGUGAAGACCAGAUCAAAGCUUGGGGAAGCUCUGACUGUGGGUUCUAUCACAAGGCACUGGGGUUUGGGGACUUUGAAUCUGUUCCGGGACAUUAGCAUAUAAGUCCCUGCUCCAAUAGGUCACCUCCACCCACCCAAUCCUAUCUCCUCCCCAUCUUAAUGACCAUCUGUACGUAUCUCUCCCCAAGGAUUCCAAGGCAGUUUAGCUUGACUUUCAGCAUGUUUUCAGCAGCUGAUUUUUUGCUGGUCCCUUGGAUGAUCACUUCUGCAGUGUUCCAAGGACAGUUAGAUGACAGCUGGUGUUGAGUUUAUUGUAUCUUCCCUUCCCCGCCUUCUCCCCCCAGGCAGUAGUGUCUUGGAACAUUGCAUUGCUGGGGUGGGUGGGAGGAGAAGGGUGUGACAUGGACUGAAUUCAUGCCCAGCAGAGGUGGCCUUAGUCUCUUUGGAAGGUGGCUGAAGAACUCCAUCCUUGGCUGUGAUGAUGGAACGCUGCCUGCUGUAUAGCACAUCAGCCGUGCCUGAAGGACCAGUCUGGAUCAGUUUCACCCUCCAAGCGCGUAAUGUUCGUGGAAGUUGACAUUGUUUUUACCUGUGGUCCACUUCCUUUUAUGUGUGGGACAUUCCACAUGGAGCCAGGCACAGUUUAGUUGAGGUAGUGAUGCCAAACCCAAACUGGGUCUGUGAGAAAGCACCAGCCUGCACAGCCCUUGAAGACUGAGCUCAGGCUCCCACUGUCAGUCUGCAGACCAGGAGGAAAUCUGAACGUGUAACCAAGCCAAGGGCAUUCUGCAGUAGAGCAAGUGGCAGUCUUAGAGGUGGGGAAAUGGGCCACUGCGCACACAGUGCAUUGAUGCUUUGUUGGCCUAUGCAGCCUAUGCCCCCUAGGGAGUCCUGAGUAGAGCAGCAAAACAUCAUGGGCCAAAUUCAUCCCUGGGGUAACCUCGUUGACUUCAGCAGAGUUUCACCAGAGAUGAUUCUGACCCCUGGAAUGGCCCACCAGGCUAGACUUAGCCCCGCAAGGCGAGGUGCCCAGCUAGUAUGAGUGAUGGAAGCAGCAACAGCACAUGACCAUGAGGGCCCUUUGCCCUGGCUGCUAUUGCUCAUGUCUGCAAGGACUCGUGUGAAGCCACUGGGCUCCAGAUCCUUGCAGCCAGGGUCACUUGUGCAAUGGCAGCAGCUACUUAUUCUUGUCACUAGCACCGUUCCCCUGGCAGCAGGUGUUAGCCCUCAGUCGGUGUGUGCUAUGCAUCCUGAUCUGCAGAGGGAAUGGGACUGGGCCAGCUCUUAGCUUGCACUGUAGAAACUUGGACUGUUAGCUGCUCGGUCCCUGCGUCAGUCCCCAGCGUUGGCCAAGAGGGCAGCCUCCAUACCUAACUCUUUUUUGGGUGUGGCAGGUUUAGUAGACAGGUGACAGCCGGGGUUGCACCCAUACCAACUCUGAGCACAGCAUGCAGGUUAGCAGGUGCUGCCUGAGCCAUGCUCCCCACUGGGGCUGACUUGCUGAGUGUACCUGAUACGGAAAAGGCCCCUCAGGUGCUGCCCCCAGUACAAGGGGUGUUGAUUUGCAGAACCAAUGGAACAGCGUCACUUUAAUGGGAAGUGGCCAUGUCCCAUGGCAGCAAAGGGGUGCUGCCUGCCUUGUUGCUUUGAGGGGUGGCAAUUUCAAAUGAGAACAUGACCCUUCAAGGACAUCUGAUCUGGUUUUCCCCUUCUUCAGUAGCCCUUCCCUUUGCCACCCCUGUGAUGUAAACCUAGCCUGUUGGGGGGUGGAGAAUAUCAGCUGUAGCCUGGAGGGAAGAAAGGGGGUGGGGGACUUUAAAACUAAACAAAUGAACAGGGCUCCCAGAGUUCUGCCAGUUGCACAGGGCAGAGCAGGAGCACAUCGCCAAGGCAGAGCAUGGCACAGAGGUUAGCCACAUCACCAGCCAGAAAAGCAGCUUUGGAAUACAUAUCCUGGAACCUCCAGAUCUGACUGGUCAAGGGCUGCUGCCUGGGGACAUGAUGAGGAACAGGACACUGGCGUGGCCAGGUGCCUCUUUUGCAUGUGAAAUCAGGGCAUCGCACAUGUGAAUUGGGCAUACCAACAAGUACUUCCUAUGAGGACUGGGAGCCCUCAACAUUCCAGCAUCUCAACCACACAACUCAGGUCCUUCUCUAACUAUUCUCCAGCUGCACAGAUAUCCCACGGAUCUCUCCUGAGUGCAAUUCCAGUGCCUUCCAGUAGCUGCACCUUCCCCACCCUCCUCCUGUAAUACAAUGGACAGAAGAGAAAUGGACUUUCUGGUUCCCAUCUUUUCUUAAAACAUGUAUUGUGUGCCCUUGAGUGGUUCUUGAAACAUCAUCAUCCAGCCAAACUUACCAGAUAUUGUUGUGUUCGCAUGCUAAUUUCUUAAAUAUCUUCCUUGAGUCCAUUACAAGAGCUGUCACUGGAAAAAAAUCACCAGCAAUGACCAUGUGAUCCCAAUAAAUGGAAAGCAGAAAGCAGUGGUUCACAAUUUUUAACACAAUGGUACCAAUCUAAUGGUAUUUUCACUGACAGGUCCAGUGGUUCUUGCCAGCAUCACAGUGCUGCUUUCACACCUUGGUACAAAUUUGUACUACAAUGUAUUGUCACUGGUGGGUCUUUGGAGCAGGCAUUAUAUUGAUCAUGGCUUCCAUAAAGCUAACCACAAUGAUAGCACCUGCCCUUGAAGACAUAAACAACCUAGGAGUGCAAAUACCAGGUAAGAGUCACUUACAAUGCUGGUGCAAACAGGUACUAUUCCAUUGAAGUUAGGGGGAACUCCAGAAGUGUAACUGAGAUCAAAAUUUGACUCCUACUCCCAUCUCCAAAAUGCAGUCACCUCUGAAAUAGAUGUCGGCUGCUCCUUAACAACACACAGCAAUACCACACACAGUAGCUUCAGGCUUAAGUUUAGGCCUGACAGUGAGGCACACCAUCUUCCAAUUGUAACUGUAUGAGAAUGUAAGGUAGCAGAAUCUAAUGCCAUGACUGGGAAUUUGGAAGGUGCUUAGAGUCAAAUUAUUAACAUCCUCUUAGUGCUGGCCUCAUGUUACAGGUGUCUCGAUUGCUGUGAAAGUAAUGGGGAAAUCAGCAAUUUUGUGGUAAGGUACCAUUUUUGUUGGUGUCAUUUCUUACAGAGUCAGCAUGUCUUGCAUUUCUCAGGGUUUUGGAUUCAGAAAUCCCAAGGAAUGACAAAGCAAAGCUCAUCCAAAAUUACCACAUUUUGCCUGAUCUCUGCUUGACUUGGAGUCUGGGUGGUAUCUAUCAGAAACCAGAAAAUAGCCUGCGUUUGGAUGUCACUAAUCUGAGACUUGCAAAUCCUGGUGAGCAUGUGCUCAGUUCUAAUCCCACAUCUGUGUAUGACUGUGGGAAAGUGAUGCCUCUCUGUGCCUCAGUUCCCAAUCUGUAGAAUGGGGCUAACAUGACUGACCUACCUAACAGGAGGGGAUAGAGUGACCAGAUGUCCCAUUUUUAAAGGAACUUUUUCUUAUAUAGGCACCUAUUAUCCCCCCCACCCCCCAUUCCCUUUUUUGUUUUUUCACCGUUGCUAUCUGGUCACUCUGGGAAGGGAUGUGAAGCUAAACUCAUGCAUGAUUGUAAAGUGCUUUGAACUUCCCAAGUUACAUCUGCACUGGAUCUGGAGGUGUAAUUUUCAGGUUGGAUAGCCAUAUCAUGCUGAUUCUGAUCAAACUGGCAUGCAGAAAAUAACAUCACAGCCUUGGAUGCAUGGGCAGUGCAAUACAAUAGCUGCCCCAAGUACAAGUCCAUCUGAAAUCCUAGGUAUGUAUCCGGGGGCUAGUUGAAGUCAUUGCCCAGGAAGCCAUGGCUACACUGUGUUUUUAGCAUGCCAGCUGGAUCAAACUAACCUGGUGUGAUGAAGUUGGGGAUUUUUGUAGUGUUUACCUGAAUUGUGUGUGUGCACCUCAGUUUCCCUAUGUGCCGCAUGCGAGAGACAGGCAUGCUGAAGGCUCAGAGAGGUGAAGGAGCCUACGGCUUAUCCCCCGAGAGAGAAUGGACUCCCGAGAAGGGCUGUUGCAAUGCAGGGAGUUCCUUCUGGGGACCGUACGGAGCUGAGAGAGAGCAUAAGUCCUGUGAGUCCCCGAAAACUUGAUAGCAGAGGAUUGUUGGUGGAUGCACCCUGUAGACGGUUGCCUGCCAGCGAUAAAACAAAGGAAUUGAAGGAACCAGUAAGGAAAAGGCCUAGAACCAGCUCCCUAAAAGGGACCUUGCAUGUCUGUUCAGGGAGCAAUGCUGAGCAUUGGGGGGGCUCACCCAGGAGCUGCAAAUUGCCUGGCUGGUAGAGAAUGAUCAGUGAGGAGCAAGUUCCAGAUCCCAGCAGGAUUCUGGGAUGCCUGGAGAGACAGGGAGUAGCAGGGGGGCAGUUGGGGUAGUGGCAGGGGGUCCACCAUACCCCGUUCCCCAACCAGGAGGAGGGCUUCCCAACCACAGUGAAUAUGAAGAGAUGAAAACGAGCUGAGAGCGAAGGAGCUGGAGCCGGAAGAGUAGAGGCUAACUGACUGCUUGGAGCAGUGAAAACAUGAACUGGAGUUGGAGGAGAGGCAGGCCAAGAGCACCUCCUGUGGGGUAAGUGGGGAAAGACCCCAAGAUGCCAAUUUGGCAGGAAACCUCGAUUCCAAAGUGUACCCCGGUAUAAUGGGGGAGGUAUAUUGAUGCCGACCUCACUCCUUGUGAGAAGGCAUGUGAUUUGAACUAGGUUGACAAGCACAGCUGUCUCACACCCCCGCUUGGUCCCAAGGCCAUAUGGGUGUUCAGCCAACUGGAUGGUGCAGAGACUGGGGACUAUAAAGGUUCAAACAGGCUUUCCCGCUUAAGUAUGAAUGACCCCCUAAGGCAGACGAAAAUAUUCUGGGGUGUACAAGAAACCCUGGGCAUCGCAGAGAAGGAGGUCACCACCCUACUGGUGGAAUAUCUCUCUGAAAGGAGGGAAAGGGUGCGGGGCCACUCCCACAGAGGCUGUGUAUAAUCUGGUUGGAUUGGGCCAGCUGUAGGACAUCUGCCCUCAGAAUCCCAAAGCCCUGCAAGGUGCAGGUCCGCUGGCAGAGUUGAGGUUACGGACAGCCAGUGGGGUGAGGGAGAGAGAGACCCCUGUCAGCGACUCAGAAGGGGAGUCACCCAGAGACCUCUUAGAGGUGAGACUCCAGGAAGCCCAAUGCGGGGGUUCCCACGAAUGCCAGAACAGGCAGAUCUCCUCCUUGGGACGUGCAGGACCUGAGAUGUCAUUACUUCAGGCAAAAGGAUGAAAGGUCAUGUCAUGCCCAAAGACACAGGAAAUUUUCACCCAAAAGAACCCUCGAAGGGUUAACAGGCGAAGGGGAGACAACCUGGUAAUGCAGACUGAGAGAGAAAGCUGGGAAGCAGUCACCCAGACAGCUCCUGGGGCAGAGC
Molecule: messenger RNA, 7979 nt
Organism: Gopherus evgoodei (Goodes thornscrub tortoise)
Lineage: Eukaryota; Metazoa; Chordata; Testudines; Testudinidae
Product: coiled-coil domain-containing protein 33-like
Exons: 22
Coding region: 1-2337 (778 amino acids)
Cellular component (GO): peroxisome
Source: RefSeq, a predicted model, not a curated record